AACGGUCACACCUGUAACAACCUAUCGAAAUCGUCCCUGUACCGGCGAAAGUUCGAUAGCAAAGUUAUAUGCAUAUUUAUUAUACAAGUUAGUGCCGAUGAAAUAACAAAAAUGCCGUCAAUAAAGCUACGGAUACCUUCCAACCGGACACUGGGAAAUAUAUGUGUAUACGGCGCAGUUGUUUCCAUUUCGGCUGUAAUGUAUAUGCGCUGGAGGCUUCAGGACCGCGUCCGAUCCACAGAGUACUACAAACUGGCUAUGCAAACACUGCGUCAACAUAAAGGAGCUGUCGGAAUACUCGGCGAGCCUAUAAGAGAAUCGGGCUUUGAUAUGGCCAAUGUGAACAACACAUGCGAUGCCAACAAAGCACAGCUCGAGGUUACAGUUCGUGGCCCGAAGGACAAGGGUACACUUUUCUUUUGGGCCACGAAUAACUUGGACCAGGGCUGGCUCAUUGAUCGAUUAGAGCUGGAAGCGAAACAGCAUCCCAAUAAACGUUUCCUGCUCAAAAAGUCAGAUGAACAGACCUUGAUCGAUAGCCUCACCCAGUCACAACAGCAUCAAGAAGAGCAGCAAAGGUACAUGGAGCAGGAAAGGCAAUACCUUGAGAGGCAAGAGAAGCAGCGAAAGUCAUCGGAAGAGCAUGAUGAGGAAUUCCAUUAUAGCAGUCGCAAGCAACCGCAGCCACUACACGAGGCAGAGGAGCCGACGCCAUAUAUCCAGACGGCGGAUGGAGGUCGCAUGCGUUAAAAAUUCUGACAGUGAUUUCAUUAAUUUAUUCUCAUUAAAUUUGACUAAUUAAGCA
Molecule: messenger RNA, 805 nt
Organism: Drosophila innubila
Lineage: Eukaryota; Metazoa; Arthropoda; Insecta; Diptera; Drosophilidae
Exons: 2
Coding region: 112-750 (212 amino acids)
Biological process (GO): mitochondrial respiratory chain complex IV assembly; mitochondrial respiratory chain complex I assembly
Cellular component (GO): mitochondrial inner membrane
Source: RefSeq, a predicted model, not a curated record